Messenger RNA from Drosophila biarmipes, 2892 nucleotides. RefSeq lists its product as uncharacterized. The transcript is spliced from 5 exons. Bases 93 to 2696 code for a protein of 867 amino acids. NCBI's taxonomy places the organism in Eukaryota, Metazoa, Arthropoda, Insecta, Diptera, Drosophilidae. The record is from RefSeq and is a predicted model, not a curated record.
UGGCUAGCGGCAAACUAUCGACAAGUUUCGAAAAUAUUUUCAGUUCGACGCUUCGGUUUUUUUUGCGAAACUUGAUAGUGGAACGGCACCGUAUGGCUACGCUACGGAACCACACAUCAACCGGCGGUGGCAGCAGCGGCGUGGACUCGCCGCAGGACGCGGGUGCCUCGCUGGCCAUCGGCUAUGUGCGUGAGUUCAGGGCGCGGGCGGCCGCCUUCAUGAUGCAGCGCUCCGAGGAGUCCCUGGUCUACGUGCAGCGUUCUGUGGCCCUACUGGGCACCAAGGUGCAGCCGGUGCACUUUGCCCCCUCGCCGGGCAACCUGGAGCUGGCCCGCUUCUACGUCGACCUGCACGCCUUGAUGGGCGCUCUGGAGAACGAGGCCACCGAGGGCGAUUUGCUGUGGGCCUGCGUCGGCCUGGUGCAGCACUGCAGCCUCAAUCUGGAGGCACGCCAGGCGAUCGUCGAGAGCUUCUGCUUUGUCCCCUUGCUGGGCGUGCUCAUACGGCGCACGAAGCGUGUGGAGCGAGUGCAUCGGCUGCUGGUGCUGCUGCAGGACCUCACAUACGGCAUCCACAUCGCCUGGGAGGAGCCCUACCUGGCGGCCCUCAUCGAGCACCUGGUGGGCAUCGUGAUGGGGACGGGUGACGGUGCGAGUGCCUCGAACGGUGGUGGUUCUGUCCGCGACGACGACGACGACUCGCACGUUCUGCUCGCCCUCUCCGUGCUGGUGAACCUCUGCUAUAAGAACUUCGCCGUGCUGUUCCUCUUCCUGCGCAGCGUCAACAUAUCGGCCUUCUGCCGGGCCAUCCAAACCUACGGCCUGCUGGCCUACAAGAUGCUCAUCAUCCUCUCCGAGGACGUGUACGCCUUCGAGCUUCAGGAGCUGUACACCUUCCUGGGCAUGUCCUUUGCCGGCAUCGAGGAUUGCCUCAAGCACUGGAACGUCGCCCAGCUGCGGCACAUCGUGGACUUUCUGCUGGACUCGCAGGCCCAUGCCGGCCUCCAUCGGGCGAUGCUGUCGCACAGCAACUUCUGCGCGGAUGUGGAGAAGCUGCUGGACCAAAUCGACUCGCGCAGCGGCAUGGACGACUCGCAGGAGGAGACGCGCAAACACCAGCAGAUUUGCCUGGGCCUCGUCUUUCGCCUCAUCAGCUACAUCUUGCAGCUUUCCGAGGACAGCAGCAGCCCCAUCAGCCUGGAUUCGAUCACACCGCGCCUGUACGAGAUGGUCAGCGAAUGGUUGAGCUCGGAUCUGUGUGGCGUGGCGGCCAUUGAGCUGCUCUGGACCCUGUUGCGCUUGGGCAAGCGAUCGGCGGUGGCGCAGCUCGUGGCCCGCGAUCCUUCGCAUGUGGUCAGUCUAGUGGCCAGUGCCGAGCGAUCGGACACCAAGCCCUCCCAAGUAUUGGCCACUCUGCGUCUGCUGAUCGUUCUGCUGCAGGAGGCCAAGACCGAAAAGCUGGUGCUGUCGAAGAUCUCCGAGUCGUACUUCGACAAGAUCCUGGCGGCCCCGCUCGCCCUAGUUCCCCAGUACCUCAGCACACAGAGUCUGGCGCAGAGCGAUGUGGAGAAGGCUUGCUUCUGCCUGCUGCUGCUGGUCAAUGUGGCCGGCAUCGCCAAGAAGGCGUACCUGGACAAGUGCUGCGCUCUGCUGGGGCAGCCACAGUUGCAGUACUGCCUGGCCCGCGGCAUGGUCAGCAAAAGCGAACCGCUGGUGGCCGCCGUUCUCCAAAUCGCACAGUUCGAGGACUUUCCCAAGGCAGCGGUGGCCAAGCAUGUGGCUGCCAUCACCAGUAAUCCAAGCGGUUUGAUGGCGCAGUCCUCAGCAGUCUGCGGCGACCAGGCCGAACAGUGGCGAAAUCUCAGCUCGAUCCUCAAGGGUCACCGCACCUUCAUCGACAAGGACAUGUCGCAGCGGGUGAACGCGCUGCUGGACAACAUCGGCGGCAUCUUGCGGCGCAACGAACUGGCAUCGGCCCCAGUCUCCCAGGUUAUCGAGCUGUAUAACCACCGCAUCGACAGCCUAAACGGCGCCGUCCUGAGCCUGCAGCAGCGGCUGGAGCAGGCGGGCCAGCAGCUGGUCGCCGGCACACAACUGGCCCACGUUCAAAGCGCCGAGCUAGAGCGCUUUCAGUCCACCAACUUUGAGCUGCUCAUCAGCCAAGAGCGGCUGCAAACCCAGUGCAAGGAUCUCAAACAGCAGAAGGUCGAACUGAAGAGCAACAUGACCAACCUGCUGAAGCAGAUGUCCGAGACCUCAUGCAAUUUGCAGGCCAUGGAACGUCGGCAGCUGGUAAAGAACUCCGAGAUUGCCGACCUGAAAAAGGACUGUGAUGAGCUGCGUUCGAGCCUGAACGCCAAGACCGAGGAGCUGACCAAGCUGGAGGCUCACAACAAGGAUAACACUUCUCGCAUCGACAAGCUCAAGAAGUCCAUGCUGGCCUACGAGCAGGACAUGAAGGAGAAGCUGCGCACCAUCGAGGAGCGCGAGCGAGAGCUGGCCAAGACGCACAAGGCGCUGGAGGAGCAGCGGGAGGCGUGCAAGAAGUCGGAGGACCUGGUCUCCGUGCUGGAGACGCAGCUGCAGGAGCGAAAGGAGCAGAUCGAGCAACUCGAGAACGAGCAAAAGGAGACGGAGGACUUGCGCAAGACCAUUAUGAGUCUGAUGGAGAGCAAAAAGCCGAAACGCAAGGCCUGACCCCUGUUCUAAACUAGCAUAGAUUAGCAAUCCACUUAAACCAUCAGUCGGCAUCAAAAACUCAUUUUUUUGUUUUAUAUUUAUAUACAUUUAUUGCGUCUUGCACUGUAUACUGCAAUUCAUCGUUGCCGUGCAAGGUUCCAAUUCCAAUCCAAUUUAAAAAAAAACCAAAAUACAAAACAAUUGAAUAAGCCAA